Molecule: messenger RNA, 1585 nt
Organism: Dreissena polymorpha
Lineage: Eukaryota; Metazoa; Mollusca; Bivalvia; Myida; Dreissenidae
Exons: 4
Coding region: 51-809 (252 amino acids)
Source: RefSeq, a predicted model, not a curated record
UAAGUAUAUUGCUGGCCAUAGAAUAACAGUUAAAUUCGCUUUGUUUGACCAUGCAGAGGGUUUUAAUCGUGUUGUCGAUUUGUUUUAAAAUAUCUUUCUCUGAUUCAACUAGACAUUUUAUUUCCUGUGGGCCUACAAGUUGCGACAACGUAGGCUACGAAUCAUGCGUUCGUCCGCCGGAAGUACGCACGGAGGCGGGCUCUCUUUGCUAUUCUUGCGAGGAUCUGACUCGUUACGGAGACCCUUGUGACCCCGCGGACACCAGACAGGGCUGUGUAUUGUACUGCAUAGAUAAGGCAGUGGAGAAAAAAGAGCAAAUAUGGAACCAGUCGCAAGAAUCUCAGAACCGAAUAUGGCAGCAUCUCGUCUUGGAAAAGGACAACACCAUAUCUCUGUUACGGAAAAAUGCAACUGAACAGGCGUUGAAAAUGGAAGAUGCAAACAAAACAAUUCAGCUGUAUUUUUGGCUCUUCGUAGCAACAAUAUUGAUUCUUUGUUUGACAAUGACUAUUCUGGCAUUAGUACUGUGUGCUUACUGCUGCAAGAAGGGUGAUUACAGACCAGUGGACGAUUCUGAAUCAAGUUCAAUAGACUCGACAGCUUACUCGAAAAAAGUGUCUUACACAGAAGAACCCAAGAGCAACCAUGAACCAAACAGUAGUUGUUCAGUUGAGGUAACACACAUUAUGAACUCGGACUCUCAAGUUAUUAUGCAGGAAACACAUCCAAUAGAAUGUCGCGACGGUCGACUCAGUAAUGUUGCUCCACAACAGGAGGACAGCGGGGAAAUGUGUACAGGAUCAAGUUGAACGUAGCCCAAAAAACCCGAAACAACGGAAACGCUCGAAAUAAAACUGGACUUAAAAAAAGCAAGUUAUGUGUUCAUAAAAUUUUAAUUAAUGGACAUUACAUACGCCUGUCAACUAUAGUAAUGUAGCGAAAUGUGUGGGUGUUAAAGAGGAUAAUGUUCCAUUUAAAUUAAAGGGACUUGAUCACAUAUGUUUUGGCAUUUCUGAAGAUCACUUUGAAUUCUUCAACUUUAUAGAAUGAACGGAAUCGGACAGCUCAAAUUAGAAACAAUGCAAUUAUUUUACUUUGAAAUAGACUUUUGAAAAUACUCGCGGGUAUUCGAACCGGAUGUCUAAAUGUCUAUUUCAAAGUGUCAUUUUGCCUAAUUGUGUACACUGUUCUUUUAAUCUGUUAGUAAGUCCCUUUAUGGUCGGAUGAACGUACUGUACAGCUGCACAUGCAAACAAAAAUGUAGUCAUAGAACAUGUUUACUUAAAGUUGAUGCGCAAUCUUUGUCCACUGGAAGCUGACCAAUCUUAAAUGCAAACGGACAAUUCGAGGUUUAUAAAAAUGUACCUUAUUCACGCACGUUGGAAAGCAAAUGUAAGGGUACAUGCCCAACACCAAAAUGGAUAUUAUCAUCGUUACUUUGUUUGUGGAAAUCUAGUGUGCAAACGAGCUUUUACCAGCAUAGGAUGAUCGAAAUUAUUCAGUACAUUGCAUUGUAUGCAUGUGUACACGUUAAUUAAGCUAUACGGACAUUGAGGUAGUCAUAUUAAAUAAUGGUUGCAAAAAC